Cygnus atratus (black swan) is the source of this 4061-nucleotide messenger RNA. It is a transcript of the gene ASB13, whose product is annotated as ankyrin repeat and SOCS box containing 13. Gene Ontology annotation, molecular function: protein binding. Gene Ontology annotation, biological process: protein ubiquitination; positive regulation of protein catabolic process; intracellular signal transduction. The coding region runs from base 115 to 963 and encodes 282 amino acids. Lineage: Eukaryota; Metazoa; Chordata; Aves; Anseriformes; Anatidae. The record is from RefSeq and is a predicted model, not a curated record. The transcript is spliced from 7 exons.
UAGAGGCACACGUUGUUACAGAGAAUGGAUUUCUCCUGCUGAAGGUGAUGCGAACCUCCACCUGACUGUUCUGUGCUUGUGGCUAACAAGUCAGCAAAGCGCAUCUGGAAGGAGAUGCUCUUAAUUCAUGCUGGGAAGCGAAGCCUGGACUUGUCCUUUGUGGGUGGAGGCUUCUGGGCCGACCGAACGCCGGUUCACGAAGCAGCCAGGCGGGGAGAGAUCCGGCAGCUGCAGCAGCUGAUAGAGGGCGGCGCCUGCGUCAACGCGGUCACCUACGACUCCAUCACCCCGCUGCACGAGGCGAGCCUGCGGGGGCAAACGCAGUGUGUCAAACUCCUGCUGGCCGCGGGAGCCCAGGUGGAUGCCAGGAAUAUCGAUGGCAGCACCCCGCUCUGCGACGCCUGUGCCUCGGGGAGCGUCGAGUGCGUCAAAGUGCUGCUGUCGCACGGUGCCAAGGUGAACCCUCCCCUCUACACGGCGUCCCCUCUCCACGAAGCCUGCAUGAACGGUAGCUCAGAGUGCGUGCAGCUCCUCAUAGACGUCGGUGCCAACUUGGAGGCCCACGACUGCCAUUUCGGGACGCCCCUACACGUGGCCUGCGCCAGGGAGCAUCUGGACUGCGUGAAGUUGCUGCUCAAGGCAGGGGCAAACGUGAAUGCUGCUAAACUCCACGAGACGGCCCUUCACCAUGCAGCGAAAGUGAAAAACGUGGAUCUGGUGGAAAUGCUGAUUGAAUUUGGAGGAAACAUCUACGCAAGGGACAACCGAGGGAAGAAGCCAUCGGAUUAUACCUGGAGCAGCAGUCCCACAGCAAAGUGCUUCGAGUACUACGAAAAAACGCCCCUGAGCUUGUCGCAGCUCUGCAGAGUUACGGUGAGGAAGGCCGCCGGGCAGCGGGCGCUGGAGAAGAUUGCCAAGCUAAACAUCCCUCAGCGGUUAAUCCAGUACCUGUCCUACAACUGACAGGGCUGAAGGUGACCGGGAAGGACAAUGGCUUUAGCUCGCACAGCAUGAAGUAUCCGUCUCUUUCUCUUCUACCUCCCCACAAGAAAUGAAUUUUAAUUUAAGCAAAAACCGAUGUAAAUAGUAUUGAUGAGGCAGCACUUCACGCCCCUCCCUCUUCUCUGUGAGCGGUUAUUCGGGCGGAGGCAGACUCGAGGCAAGGUGCAGCACCGACCUGCAGUCCCAGCCUCUCCCAGGGGGAUCCGUGAGACUGUCGCCGCGUUCCAGGCCGCAGCGCUCACUCUUGGCACGGGAUUAGCCUCGCCUAAUUUUAGCCGUCUCUAUCCUUAACGCAUCUCCGGGUGAUCUAGCCAGGCUCCCUUUGCAGCCAGCAGAGAGAAAUAGAUACUGGCCGAGCAUGAUUCAUGUGUCCUCUUUUAGAUGGCUGCGUUAGGACGCUACGCGGCGCCUUUGGAGCGCCUGUCUCCGCUGCCUGCAAAGGGAUUUAGAGGUGAUACCACUCGGACACGGAUGUCUGUGCUUCUGAAAGGGGAGCUCAGGGAGCCUCAGAGUUAAUAACUCAAGCGAGAACCACCUCCUGCCACGGGGCAGGGCUCGUGUGGGCUGUGUGCUGCAGCUGGAGGCGAAUUAAAUCCCCGGCUAAUCAAUCCGAAGGCGCUGCAAGCAGUAACCGACCUUCCCUGAACUUCAGCGGGCUUUGGCUCGGCACCGGCAGGAGGGCGAACUGAGGGCUGACUUCGCCCGUGCUUCUUCCUUGCUGAGGGCUGUGUUGCCUGAGCUGCAGCACCCCGUCUGUGUGGCGAGGGCACGUCCCUCGUGGAGUGGUGCAGCAGAGCCCCGUGGCGCCUACCCGCGUGUGAGAGGCAACGGCAGGGCUGGGUUCGGAGAUUUCUUUUCCCUGCUGAGUUUGUCUCUCGCUUCUGGCGCCUCUCCAGAGGCUGACAGCAGGAGCCAGCCCUGGGGCGGGUGCUGUGAGCUGUGCUCACGUCCUCUGGCUCCAGCAGAUGCCGGUGCAGCUCUGUGCUUGGGAGAUUUAAACCUCCAGGGUGACAAUUCCGUGGGCAAAGCCAGGAUUGUCCUCGGCCUUCCAGAUGAGACGUUGUGUCACCACAAGGCAGCAACCUCCGGGAGAUGUGGUAGGACAGGGAUGAAGCUCCCUGAUGCCCCCGUGGCAAGUCUUAGCACUGCGAUGACAGCAAAUUCCCCCCCCCCCCCCCGAAUGACAGCACGUGUUCAGAAAUCCUCUGGCUAAGGUGUCCAGCUAACUCAGGGCCCUCACCCUCCUUCACACUAAGAAGUAAUGCUUGUGGAUAAAAGGCAGCUUGCCUCCUGCCCGCUGCUUCUGAGCCCUCGUGCACCCUUGACAGGGCUCAGCCUCACAACGAAGGGGAAAAUAUUGUAAGCACAGGGUUAAAGAGCUGCCGUGGAGCCGAAUGCACUUUAAUGUUGACCACUAAAUUGCUUCGUUUUUUAAUUUUUGGUUAGGCUCAUUCCCCCCUCACCCCUUUGUUUUUUGUGUUUUGUUUUGUUUUUUUUUUUCAGUGUGACAUCGUGUAGAACUGGCACAGGAAAGCUUUUGAGGUUCUGCUUUUUAUAGGACUGUCUGUCUGUUGUUCUAUCUGGGUUUUUUUGCGUCUGAAAUACCAGAAAUGUGAAAUUGCCGAGAAGCUCAGGGAAGCUCUGGAGAUGUUUAUUGUGGGAUUCACCCCCGUGUUUGUUAGGAUAAAGGUUUUGUAUUGUAUCUUUCACCAAAAGCUUCCUCUGCCCAAAACCCUUGUCCGUACAGCUCAAUGAGUAUUAGGAGAGCACCCACCUUACAGUAAUCCGGGAUGAAAACCCGUCCCCUUGGUUCAAACUCAAAUCCCUUGUUAGGCUGCUUUUUCAACCUUGCCUAAGCUGUUGAAGUAGUGAAAUGGCCAAGUCCACGUUUCCAAUGUAAACCAAACCCAAAGGCUCUUCCAGCAACCGAGAAUAAAGCGACCAGUUCCGUUCUCUGUUAUCUUUCUUUCCUCCGAGUUGCCUCGCUGAUAGGUUCCUCAAGUUGUGUUGGUUUUGAUUCGUCUUUAACCCUAGGAGUAUAUUUCCCAGAGCUGCUCAGGCAGCUGCGAUGAAGCUUUUAACGUGCAGGCCCCCCCCCCCACACACACUUUGGCAGCAGCCUUGUGGCUUGGGAGGGGCAGUUGCAGCUGCCCCCAGGAGAUUCCUCCUGCGGUUAUUUUUGCGCUGCUUGGGUUUCGUUUCUCUUGCACGGGUAAGAAAGAAGGGCCCGGGGAGGGGAUUUAUCCGCUGCGAGUCCUGCUCAGCUUUCCUCCGCGAUUUAUCCUCUGGCCAGGGGGACUUGGCACGUCCAGCAAAACCUGAGAGCAGCGAACAAAGACCUCGGUGUCCUUCAGACGCGGCAGCCGGAGCCGAGCGAGGCAGGCGUUGCAGCACGUCGGGAGCAAGCGUGAGCACGAAGCGCCUCUCCCGCCGCCCUGUUUAAAACCAAACGAAGCGCUGGAGCUGUCGGGCGCGUACCUGAGCUUGCUCACACCCUGUUCAUUCAUCGCCUCCCUCCCUGCUGCAAGGGCACGAGGGAUCUUGCAGGCGCUUGCAAGGAGAUGGCGCCUGUCCCGUACGCCUGGACCCCGUCGGGUCUCUGCUGACUUGUGUUUGCCGGGCUCUGCCCCCAGCACUUUAAGCUAGCAGCGAGGCACCGAAGCAUAAAAGGAGAAAAAUCUGAGUUUUGGGGAUCUCCAGAAACCUAAACUACACCCGCGGGGCUUGCCUGGCCUGGAGUUAAGGGCAGGCUCUGCCCUCCAUGCUGCUGCAGCACCUCAGCCUGACUGCAGCGGGACAAGAUCCUCACAUCUCCUGCAAAUAAUAAUUAAAAAGGAAAUUUUUCACCCAAUAACACAGCCACAGCUUGUGCUUUGGUGAUCUGUGGUCCCGGGUGCCCUGCAAACGUGACACCCCGAUGCUGCUCUGCGUUUAGGGACUGAGACACACGGGCUUGGAAAGCUCUGACCUCAGUCCAGGAGGAGUCCAGCACGCCACGAAGAUGGGAUUUGUGUUUUUAUCAGAUUGCACUGGGAACCAUUAAAAAAUCAGACAACCAU